ACUUUAACUUGUACAGCGAGAUCCCAGAGUUGGCGAAUACGUCAUCAGUGCGAGACGAAGCGUGCGAGCCUGUGAAGGACGUCGAGGAGAAGCCUGUGACGAAGAGGACCCUGUUAUGAUGGCGCUGUCGUGUCUAACUCGAGCCCUGCGCUCCCUCACUCUCUCCCAGCCUGCUCUGCUCUCCUCGCAGGCUAUUGUGCAGACCCGACUGGGGACUCAGGGGCCCAAGGCGGUCGGACAGUGCAGGGGCUUCUUAACCACAGCCUAUGUGGAGCAGAACAGGACCCUAUGGAAGCAGACGGAGAAGUACACCAUCAAGCCCAUGGGAAUGAAGAAGACUGGAGGCCGAGACCGCUCGGGAAGGAUACGGACUCAUGGGAUCGGCGGAGGCCACAAACAAAGAUACCGGUGCAUCGACUUUCAGCGACUGCGCUAUGAACCAAACAAAGAUGCGCAGCCCUUUGAAGAGAAAGUGGUAGAGGUGCGAUACGACCCGUGCAGGUCGGCUGACAUUGCCCUGGUUGCUGGAGGCAACCGGAAGAGGUGGAUUAUUGCAACGGAGAACAUGCAGGCUGGAGACGUCAUUAAAACAUCUGGCAUUAUUGGACACAUGGCAGUCUCGGCCAAUGAGGGUGACGCGCACCCACUGGGAGCUCUUCCUGUGGGGACACUGGUGAACAACCUCGAGAUACAGCCAGGGAAAGGGUCAGAAUACAUUCGUGCUGCAGGCACAAGUGGCAUUUUGCUCCGGAAAGUCAACGGGACGGUAAUCCUUCAGCUUCCUUCGAAGCAGCAGGUUCAAGUGCUGGAAACCUGCAUGGUAACAGUGGGACGCGUGUCCAACAUCGACCACAACAAACGGAUCAUUGGCAAAGCUGGGCGUAACCGCUGGCUCGGCAUUCGCCCCUCGAGUGGCCUGUGGCAGAGGAAGGGAGGCUGGGCAGGACGCAAGAUCAAACCGCUGCCCCCGAUGAAGGUUUACGUCAACCUGCCCUCCAUCUCAGCCCAGUAACACUGGUCAUGUUAUGGACUGGAAAUUGACAACUUGUUUUUGUUUUUUUGAUCAUCACAAUAAAGUCGAGUAUUUAUUCCGGAGAGGAAAUCUGAAUAAAGAUGAGCCGUUUGUACAGAA
Pseudoliparis swirei is the source of this 1132-nucleotide messenger RNA. RefSeq names its product mitochondrial ribosomal protein L2 (gene mrpl2). Gene Ontology annotation, biological process: cytoplasmic translation. The coding region runs from base 116 to 1012 and encodes 298 amino acids. Gene Ontology annotation, molecular function: structural constituent of ribosome; RNA binding. The record is from RefSeq and is a predicted model, not a curated record. Lineage: Eukaryota; Metazoa; Chordata; Actinopteri; Perciformes; Liparidae. The transcript has 8 exons. Gene Ontology annotation, cellular component: ribosome.